GGGGGAUACCAAGGGGAGAAAAAACACCAUAUAUGUGUAAAAAAAUAUCAUAGAAAGAGAUGGGGGAAGUACAUAUUGGAAUUGAAAAACUUGUUUAUAACCAACAUUAAACAGAAACUAAAAACUUAAGUUCUUCGUACUAUUUCCUAUUAUUUAAAGUUGACCAAUUUUUGAAUGACAUGACAUGGAAGUUGAAGUAAAAGCAACGUUUAAUCCCAAUAUUUAUUGGACAUCAUUAAUUUCUGGGGGUGUUGCAGGACUAUUCGUAGAUAUUGCACUCUUUCCAAUAGACACAAUCAAGACACGCCUUCAAAGUGAACGAGGUUUCAAGCGAUCUGGUGGAUUUACUGGUAUUUACAAAGGAAUUGGACCUGUCGCAGCUGGUUCAUCGCCCACUGCUGCACUCUUUUUUUGGGAACCAGUCACUGGUUUAUCAUCAACACCUUUCUCUGUAGCAUUGUGUGGUGCAAUUUCAGGAGGAAUAGCUGCAGGCAUUACAACGCCUUUAGAUGUUAUCAAAACUCGUAUCAUGCUAGCUGAUGCUGGUAGCAAAAAUACAUCUGUAAGAAAUGUCGCUAAAUCCAUUUAUCGUGAAAAAGGUGUCAAGGGAUUUUUUGCCGGCUUUGUUCCAAGAGUUUUGUGGAUUACCAUAGGGAUUGAUGUGUUAGACUCACUUGAUUUAUUAUCUGAUACGGCGAAACAAAAUAUUAUCGACUGGAUUUACAGCCUACAAGUCAUUCCAAACAGUGAUGUUCAUUGUGGCGGUUUCCAGGGAGCAACGACAUUAAAUCUUUUGGAUUGUCCUGAAAAAUACUCAACUGAUGAUUACAAAUGGGGACAUCUAGCAAUGACUUAUACUUGCAUAGCGACUUUAAUAAUCUUAGGUGAUGAUCUUUCGAGAUUAAACAGGAAGUCGAUCAUUGAAGGUCGUAGCGUAGCAGCAGUACAAAGACCAAAUGGAAGUUUUAGUGCGUCCAUAGAGGGUAACGAGUACGAUAUGAGAUUUGUUUAUUGUGCCUGCUGUAUCUGUCAUAUGCUCAACGAUUGGGGUUGUGUAAACAAAUCAACAAUGGGUGCUUAUAUUAUCAACUCAAUUCGAUACGAUGGUGGCGUUAGUCAACACUUUGAAAUGGAGUCUCAUGGUGGGACUACUUUUUGUGCCCUUGCCGCUCUUCAAUUAAGCGAUCAAUUAGAAUUAUUGUCAUCUACACAACGAGAAAAGAUCAAACGGUGGCUGUUAUUCCGUCAAGAUGGAGGAUUUCAAGGAAGACCAAACAAACCAAUUGACUCAUGUUAUUCAUUUUGGAUUGGAGCAGCGUUGAAAAUAGUUGGAGCUUUUGAGUUGAGUAAUUUUAAAGAGAACAAGGAUUAUAUUUUGUCAUGUCAAGAUUCUGUGGUUGGCGGGUUUUCAAAAUGGCCUGGAAUAUCGUCUGAUCCUUUUCACACGUACUUUGGACUUUGUGGACUUAGUUUUCUACGCGAGCCUGGACUACUGGAAGUAAUGCCAAGUCUGAACAUAUCAAUGCGUGCUUAUGAAAGACUGCAACAACUCUGGAACUCACAGUCAAACAAUGACGUUCAGUUAAACAUCGACUAAUAAGUUUUAAUUAGUUUAUGACAUCUUUACCAUCUCAGACAUUCAUUCAUCGAUAAAUUGUGCAAUUUACCAUCAUCGAAUAAAAAAUAUUCCACAUUUAAUCCACCACAUGAAUCAUGAUUUAUUAAAAGUUGCAGGUAGUUUCGAAUUUCUAAAAAUCUAUGAAAAAGAUAUAUUUGAAGUUUCUGAAAUCCACAUUCAUGAAGAACCUGUUUUCUAUUCAUGAGCGUCAUUCGACUUAAGAGCAUACAUGAAGGAUAAUUUAAUAUAUCGUCGUUAGUCAUUUUGUUUGCUUUGAGAUAUUGAACAGUGUUGUUUAUCUCAUAAAAAUCCACAUUUUCCCUCCACAAUUCUGGAUGUUUUUGUACCAGUUCAACUGCUUUUCUCGUAUUUAAAUCUAAAAGAUUUAAAUAGAAGUCAACUAUAUUCCUGCCACCUUCUUUUAUAUAAGAUUUCUGGUUCAAGUCGACACUUAGGUUUCUUU
Clunio marinus is the source of this 2081-nucleotide messenger RNA. The record is from the annotation of a GenBank genome assembly. NCBI's taxonomy places the organism in Eukaryota, Metazoa, Arthropoda, Insecta, Diptera, Chironomidae.